Papaver somniferum (opium poppy) is the source of this 1386-nucleotide messenger RNA. RefSeq lists its product as uncharacterized. The coding region runs from base 265 to 786 and encodes 173 amino acids. The record is from RefSeq and is a predicted model, not a curated record. Lineage: Eukaryota; Viridiplantae; Streptophyta; Magnoliopsida; Ranunculales; Papaveraceae. The transcript has 2 exons.
AGAUCCACAUGCGCUCUAUUUACUUUCCUUCUCAUCGAGAAGAGCUGAAGGAACAGAGAGAAGCCCGAAACAAGUAGAGAGAAAGGAGAUAAGAAAAAUCGACAGUAAGGCAGCAAAAUCGAGUGAAAAUAUUGUGUCUGUUGAUUUGAAGAUGAUCUGGUAUAAUUGAAAGAAGAUGAAGAUAACUCAGUGACCUGAUUGUGUUUUCAAUCCAUCUAGAGAAAAGGCUUCAAUAGAGAUCGUUGGUCGUCAGAACAUUUUCAAAUGGCGGGAAGCUCCCGGAGGACGUUGAUUAGUGAAAUGCAUGAGUUGGAUAGUGCCUACCAUGGCCAUGAUGGUGUUCAUAUUGCUCAUGAAAUGGAGAAUGCAGCGACAUACUUAAGGAAUGGAAAGGCUCCUAAAAGACGGGGUUUUGAGGUGCUGAAAAAGGGAGAGUUUGCUGGCAACUUUGACGCUUCUGGCAUACCAGGUACGAACACAUUUGCUCAUGGCCAUGUCAUUAGGAACUUUCGAGGAACUCUCGUGGAUUUUGCAUUUGGUAAGGCUGUCGAUCCUUGUAAAGGAAAUUCAUCAGGAUUUAUGGAGAUUUUUUCCUAUUCUAAGAUGAUUGAGAGAGUGGAUCCUAGAAAAUGUCCGGUUCUAGAGGCUCGAUGUGAUAACGAGUUAUCCAUCAACGUUCUUAAUGGGUCAAAGCCCUAUGAUGGAUUUAAGCAUGCUCGACACUAUAAGAACAUUAUGAAACCUAUCAGAGUUAUUGAAAAAGCAAAAUACCGAAAGGGGAAGUGAAGGUUUAAGAGGGUGGAACGUGAGGCUAAUUUUGUAGAUGACCAUGUCUCGCACAAAGGAAGAAGUUUGGCAAUUAACAAUGAUGUUGUUGGUAACCGUGAGAUGUUAGAAAAAUGAUUGGACACUUAGAGAGUUUAUCAAUCGGGAUUUACCUUCAGGGAUUGGCUUCUGUUUUUUCCCCGAAGUGAAGGCAGCAACCUCUAAGAGACACAAUUUGAAGAAAAGAGUAUUCAGAUGCGUCAACUGUGGGGAAGAGGACCAUAUCUCUAGAAUGUGCCCGUACGAAGAAGUUUUGGAAUCAGAAAGAGCAUGCUUUAAAUGUGGUUUGCCUGGUCAUACAGCAAAGGGUUGUAAACGUAAAAGAGAUGAAUCAGAUUCAGAUGAUGAAUGAAGAUGUAUGGGUGAUAAAGUAGAGUUUCAUCAGUUUAACUUUUUAACUUUGGAUCAUUAGUUUGGGUCGAGAUUACUACUCUUUUCAGCAGUUUAUCUGUAGUUCUUAGUUUGGAUUUAGUUUUAACUGUUAAGUUUCUUUAAAAGCUAUUACAUACUCUUAAAUUAUUAUUACCUACUUAAGUAUUUGGAUUCUAUUUAUAGCUGGUA